CGUCUCCUGCAAACACAGAUAUAAAAGAGAGGAGAGAAAAAAAACAGGGGUUAUUUUUCUGCUCAGUACUCAGUACGACUGUCUCACAUCUGGAGUUGUGACUCACCAUGGGCACCGUACUGUCUCUGUCACCUGACUCUCGCAAAUCAGGCUACUAUGACAACCGUCCUGGCUCGCUCAGCCACUACCCGAGCAUCAGCAGCCGCUCUCUCAACAGCCAGAAAGACCGCGGGCUAAAGAGGGGCCAGUCCAUCUUCCUCCCGGCGCUGACAUGGAAGCGACUGGUGGCCUCGACGAAGAAGAAAGGCAACACCAAGAAAGGCUGCGGCGUUCCGACGGGCCUCGGGGAGCCGCUCAACAACAACAACAACAUCAACAUCUACCAGAAGGACUCUGUGCUGCACCUCAACCGUGAGAAUGUGAAGAAGUCGCUGUCGUGUGCCAACCUCUCCAGCUACGAGGGCCCAGCAGGACUGGGUCUGGGGCUUGGGUAUGGGCUGGGGAUGGGUCAGGGGCACGGAUACGCCUACAGCAAACCCCAGCAGCUCUCGUCUGUGAAAAAAGCUCCUCAGAACGUGUUGACGUCGUCUCCGAAGCGCGUCAUCGUCCAGGCUUCCACCAGCGAGCUCCUGCGCUGCCUGGGAGAGUUCCUGUGCUGUCGCUGCUACCGCCUGAAACAUCUGUCCCCGGCCGACCCGGUGCUGUGGCUGCGGGCCGUGGACCGCUCGCUGCUGCUGCAGGGCUGGCAGGACCAGGCCUUCGUCACGCCUGCCAAUGUGGUCUUCGUCUACAUGCUGUGUCGGGACGUCGUGGACGGCGACCUGGUGGCUUCGGAGCACGAGCUGCAGGCCAUCUUGCUCACCUGCCUCUACCUGUCCUACUCCUACAUGGGCAACGAGAUCUCGUACCCACUCAAGCCCUUCCUGGUGGAGGCGGGUAAGGAGGCCUUCUGGGACCGAUGCCUCGCCAUCAUCGACGCCACCAGCGCGAAGAUGCUGCGAAUCAACGCCGACCCGCACUUUUUCACGCAAGUAUUUGCCGAACUGAAGAGUGAAGGCGGCUGUGGCCCUCAGGAUUAUAGUCGGGUUCUGGAUCGGUGAGACGAGCCAUCUCCGCUGACCUCAUGCCUUUUUGUGUCUCACACACAGAAAUACUUGCACACACUUUUGUCCAAGUACACAUCUCCGUUCCUUUUCUCUGCUGAUGCAGAAGCAAAGGAAUCUUGACAGCAGACGUUAUUUAUUCAUUCCAUCCCCAGAUAAAAACUUUCCCACUGAAGAUUAUUUGAUUACCAUCUCAUAAACACAAGCUUUACUCCUGGAAUAUCCACUUGCGUUUGCACAACACGAGGAGCCAUUUGGUCCACCUGUCCCACCAUCUGACCCCAUGUGGCUGCUCCCAGUGAUCCCAGCUGCCUCUGUGAAUCCACACUCCCAGAACCUGAAUCUUCUCCGUCAUCACCACCAUUAAGGAUCUUUCUCUAAAACAUCCACGUGGAUUCAGACUGGUCCUCACAGGCCGCAGUUAUUUUCCUGGACGAUACAUGGACACACGUUGGCAUCCACUGCGAGUUUCGUCCCUGCGGUGAAGAGUGACUCAGACUGACGGGAACAGCUGAGAAGUCCACACUUGGUCCCACUGGUCCUGCUGUGCAAUGUGUAAUCAGCAAUGCAAAGAGAACAGGGUUUUUUGUUUUGUGGAGCCUUUUGGGGGUCAAGGGGACAGUUGCUGGUUUUUAUCUUUACUCAUUCAAACCUGCCACCAAACCUUUCUGUGUUUACGUCGUAUCUAAUCUGAGGAGAGUUUCUUGGGGGAUACAGAAUUACAGAAUUCUUGACGAGUUUGUGUGUAGUGUGGUGGACGGCAGCCGGGGUCAUCAGCUGUUUACCCCGUCCUUUGUAUCCCUGCGUUUUGUUGACAGAGCGCCCACAUCCGUGGUAUUAAUGAGAUUAACAGAUUACCCUCCCCUCUCCGCCCCCGCUCUCACCCUCUGCCCCCCUCCUCUCGUCCACUCAGCAGCUUCACCGCACUCUUAUCCAGAGACACAAACACACGUGUGCACUUGAAACACAUUUAUAUACACAGUAUGUAAUUUUUGCCUCAAGGGGUCUCACUCACAAUCAAAAAAAGACCUAGUUUGAUGAUGUUGGGAAGCAGAGUGGGAUCAUGGGAAGUGUUUGUGCUUUAAGGGGAAAGAUUUGGUGAUUGAUCGCAAUGAGUAGUCGUGAUCCAUUAUUGGCUAGCUAGUACUGUUUGAUGUUUGUCCGAGAAGUUGUAGCAGAGACACUAAUAUUUUCAUUAAAUACGUAUUUCUAUGGAUUAAACAAGUGAUGGCAACCAUUUGUCUUGAACAUCAAGACACUUACAGGGACAGGAAGUUGUUUUCCCAUUUGCCCCUCCCUCAAAUCUUCAUAUUUUGCUUAAUUAGUCCCUGCUUCUGUAGAUUUAAUCACCAUUUCCUAUGUUUUUUUUAUUCAUGUCAGAGGUCGAACCCAAUAUUACAUUGAAAAAGGCAAAGUGUACUUUUAAAAGCAGGUCAUAUUAGAUUUGUUUUCAUAGCUUUCUGCUCUGGAAGUACAUCCAGUUGCAGAACGUAGAUAAAAAUAGCAGAAGAAAACAAAUCAGCUGCAUCAUAGAGGCUCUUGGUGCAUAAAAGGAUGAAUAAACAAAGCAAGUACAUAUUUAUUGCUGCAGAUUACAUGGCUGAGUUGAGAUUUUUAGUGGAUUUUUGCAUUUUCUUCCUAUUUUUGAAACAGUCCCAGAACCUUUGUUACUUCAGAUUUAACCACACAUUUCAAACAAGUAGCACAUUCCUUUGGGAAUUUGACAAAAAAUUCCUUGCAACUUAAUCUAGGACACUAACACCCAUGAUGGGAACCACAGAUUAUGAAUGCAGUGGCCGACUUCCACCACCAUGUGAUGAUGCCCACACCAGCAUGUGGCAAAGCUUUAAUCUCAUUGUCUUUUGGCAUCUGGAGGUUUUUUUUCCCCUCCUUCACGUGGCAGGCGCUCGGCUCUGUGUCACAACAGUGUUCAGUAUAUUUACCCACAAGGUCGUAGCUUAUAUUAAACAAAAAUCCUAUAAGAAGUGACAUUUACGCACACAUGCAUACAAAUACUUUCUGCUUGGGGAAAUCUAGUCCUAAUCCCACCACCCAAUCAAACAGAAAGAGGGAGCGGAGAAUGGGAAUAAGGUUCAAAAGCUGAGGAGAUUCAAUGGUGUCGCACUUCUUGUUACAGUUGUGGCUCAGCUCUGACAAAGCAGAGGCCUGUUAGAGCUGAUCCAGGCCUGUUAGAGUCAAACCUGCCUUUGUGCUCACUCAGAGAAUCUCCACCAGUCGACGAGCGAAAAGCAGAGGCAGUGAUUCAGGCUCAGAAUGAAGUGAAACAUUGCUGCUGUCUCUGUGUCUUGAGUUUCAACUGGCAGCCAUUUUGUGCUUCUUCUUCUUCUUGUGGCUUAUAUGUUAAACAGUUCAAGCUCCAGCUCUCUUUACUUAAUAGUACCUCCUCAAUGUGUAGAGCCGAGUCAAGUCGUGCUAGAACUGUAUAAGGGAAAGCACUAUAUCAGGCUCAGUUCUAUUCCAGCCCUUGCUGCUACCACUUAGCCCGACUCCUCAAUCUUUGUGUGUUAACAUGUCAAAGUAAAAUGUCCCACUUCUUGUUGAAAUGGUGCUAAUUAGUAUUCUAAACUAGAGAGGGCAAUGCGAUAGAUCCCAGAUUAACCAAAUCCAAGGAAGCUAAUGUUACUGCCGUGAAGCCGGUUAGCUAAUAUUGAUUAGCUAGCAUCAUGAGGCUGACAUUGUUUAGCAUGUUUUAUAGCUAAGCUAAUGUUACCGUCAUAAUUAAAGCUAACACUGAUUAGCUAAUGUAAUUAAGCUGACACUGGUUAGUUGUGGUCAGUCAGUUUUCCCAGGCUUGGAGGACAUUUUCGGACAUCUUUGCAAACCAACUCAUUUUCUUGGGGUAAAAAUCAGAAAUGGGACUGGACCUCUCUCUCUCUUUUUCGCUGUCUCUCCUGACUCUGGCUUUAAAAAGGACACUUGUCUCUUGACUCAACUCCAACUCUUCCCUCCCUCUCUCUCUUACACACACACACACACACUCAGCUGUUGUUCCCUGACUAUUUGAUUUGACGCCCCACACCCGCCAGCUAUUGUCAGGACGAGGAAGGGCAGAAUGGGGCUGUUUGUUGGCAUCGCUGUUGGUCGUGAAUGUGGGUCAAAGUUAAGGGCAACAUCUGCUUCCACCAGUCCGUCCACCGCGGCCCAGCACCCUAAUCAAAUCAGACGUUACAGUGCGGCGUGUUCAUGUCACUCUGAUGUGAAAUCAGAAAUAAUCGGCUGCAGGUUCUCCUGCAGCGAGGAGCUGCGGUCAUUUAAGUCCAAUCAAGCUUUUACACAAUUUGUCAAAUAUGCGUUGAUGAAAAAACAGCAACUGUCCUCCUCUGUAGCUUCUGUUUGAUCUGUCAUUGAGCUGCUGCUCCUCCAAUCGUUUUACAGAACAGAGCGCCUUCAAAGCCAAUUAACUCGCGUCUCAGCUGGAGCUCUAAUUCCGUUCAUCCAAUCAAAAGCCCUCGGCUUCAUCCCCGAGGUCUUAUACGUGAGUGAUGGCAGACGGACAUAUCUGUGGCCAUUUUUGAGACUUGGGAGAUUGAAAUGUGACUUUGAGUGCAAACUGGACUUCAUCAUUCUGUGGAUGAGAUUUCAGAUGGGCCUUCGACUGGUUAUGUCUUAGAGACGUUUUUGAGUUUGUGUGAAAAAUGUGACUUGGAUUUAAGGGUUGGGUGUUUUUUUGUGCUUUUCUUACCGUCAACAAAUCAUUUUAGCAGAACUACACUAUUUCAUACUCAAAAUCGCAUGGUUCUCAAACUGUGGUGCCCGUACCAGUGACGACAUUUUAUGCAACAAACAACUAAUAAAAUAAUCAUUGCAGCCUUAAAUGCAAACAUGAACGAUCUCAGUGACUGGAAAUGAUUUCUUUGUUAAAUGAAGCAAAGAAACCAGACAAUAUUCACAUUCAAGAAGCUGAAAAAAGGUCAGAGACUUGUUUAAAAAACUAAAAAAAAAUUCAUUGAUGAUCAAAAUGGGUGACGAUUCAUUUAGAAAUGGAUUAAUAAUCGAUGAUUAACAAAAAAUAUUGCCAACGUGCAUCAUAAUGAACCAAAAUCCAAGCUUAAUGAUGCAAUUGAAUACAGUUUCUCAUACAGUUAUUGAUAAUAGAUAGAUGUUUUUUGUUUUUAUGGGCUUUGUUUGACGGUAAGAGAAACAUAAAGACGCCUCCUGCUUCUCGUUAAAGUCACCACAGCUCUGUGAGUUGUGUUAUUUCACUUUGCUGCUGCUGUCGGUCAGUGUGAAGCCGACGAUGAUGAUGAUGAUGAUGUACAGAAAAUAUGUGAGUGUGCAACAAAAAAGAGCCAUUGAGAAUUAAAAAAUAAAUAAAUAAAUAAAAAUAAAAACAGUCUUGCUGUGCAGUAGCAUGCCUGCCAGCAGCGUAGUUUAGAUACCUUUUUUGUAUGUUUUUGUUUGUUUGUGUAUGUUUUUUUUUUUACACCGAGUCGUGUUUUGAUUUUUAUGACGUUGUAAAUGAAAACUAACUUAAAACCUGGUCUCAUUGGAGUGUUUCUCUGUUGGAAAACAUGGUGACGUUGUCAACAGUAUUUAAUCAUGGUGGUUCUGUCCAUAUGUAGAACAAAUAUCAACUCUCAUGUUCCUCAGGUUUGCUCCUGAGACACUGUAGCAGAGCAUGUGCAUUUAUUAUGAUGACGUCACAUCCUUUGUGGUAAACUCACUGUGCUCAGUUACACAUGGUCGCUUUGAUGUUUCAGUCCAGUCGUCUUUUGGAGCUAAAUGUGUAAAGAAAAUGUCUCUUUUUUUUGCAUCUGCUCCCUCAGAUUCACACAGUUCAUGUACAGAAAUGAUCGAGUUAGACUCGGAUCAGUAGCUGUUUUCAUGAGCGCGGCAGCUGGCGACACAAAGGUGGCCAUUGUGCGUGCGGCGUUUGUCGCAGGCUGCUCCGACUCCGGCUGCGUCCGCACUCGCUGUAGCAGUUUCAUCUGAGAGAGACUUUCAAAAAAAUCCAAUGACUUCACAUUCUAGUGAUGUCACCACACUUUUUUUUUUUCCUUGUCUUGUGUGACAUCACAAGGCAGGCGUUAACACUGAGAUUAAACAGUCUAGCUUCCGUGGUUACGGCACAUGACCUCGGGUGACUUUUGUAAAGCCACUUUAAUGUGCGUCGCUCUAAAAGUACAAUUUACUGUUGAUUGGGGGGAAAAAACUUGAAGAAAAAUAAAUGUGAUUGUUUCAUUUUUUUCUUUCUUUUUCAUGAUGAUGAUGUUUACUAUGUGGAUUAUUUAAUAAAGUAUUGAGCUGAAA
Solea senegalensis (Senegalese sole) is the source of this 6374-nucleotide messenger RNA. RefSeq lists its product as uncharacterized. Gene Ontology annotation, molecular function: protein kinase binding; cyclin-dependent protein serine/threonine kinase activator activity. The record is from RefSeq and is a predicted model, not a curated record. NCBI's taxonomy places the organism in Eukaryota, Metazoa, Chordata, Actinopteri, Pleuronectiformes, Soleidae. Bases 108 to 1100 code for a protein of 330 amino acids. Gene Ontology annotation, biological process: activation of protein kinase activity; positive regulation of cyclin-dependent protein serine/threonine kinase activity; brain development. The transcript has a single exon. Gene Ontology annotation, cellular component: protein kinase 5 complex; cytoplasm.